Messenger RNA from Triticum aestivum (bread wheat), 780 nucleotides. Its product is annotated as histone H2B.2-like. The record is from RefSeq and is a predicted model, not a curated record. NCBI's taxonomy places the organism in Eukaryota, Viridiplantae, Streptophyta, Magnoliopsida, Poales, Poaceae. The transcript has a single exon. Gene Ontology annotation, cellular component: nucleosome. Bases 101 to 562 code for a protein of 153 amino acids. Gene Ontology annotation, molecular function: protein heterodimerization activity; DNA binding; structural constituent of chromatin.
CAAUUCCCCACACCAUCUCAGCCCCCACCUCCCCUGCCUCUCUCCAGCAAACUCACGCCCCCCACCACCGAAGCUCCCAACCCCACCCGAAGCGGCAGCCAUGGCCCCCAAGGCAGACAAGAAGCCGGCGGCCGAGAGCAAGGUGGAGAAGGCGGCCGAGAAGACCCCCGCGGGCAAGAAGCCCAAGGCCGAGAAGCGGCUGCCGGCGGGCAAGACGGCGUCCAAGGAGGCCGGCGGCGAGGGCAAGACCCGGGGCCGCAAGAAGGGCAGCAAGGCGAAGAAGGGCGUGGAGACGUACAAGAUCUACAUCUUCAAGGUGCUGAAGCAGGUGCACCCCGACAUCGGCAUCUCCUCCAAGGCCAUGUCCAUCAUGAACUCCUUCAUCAACGACAUCUUCGAGAAGCUCGCCGGGGAGUCGGCCAAGCUCGCCCGCUACAACAAGAAGCCCACCAUCACGUCCCGGGAGAUCCAGACCUCCGUCCGCCUCGUCCUCCCCGGGGAGCUCGCCAAGCACGCCGUCUCCGAGGGCACCAAGGCCGUCACCAAGUUCACCUCCUCCUAGACUGACGACGCGCCGCUUGUUGUGACAGAUGUGGCCGUCUGCUGUAUCUGUAGUCGCUGUUGACUCUGCUUAUCUCCAUCUGCAAGUAGUGGUAGCUGUAGUGCGCGUGCUGGGUGAUGAUUGCCAACGCUUUGUUGGCUGGUUGGAUGUAAGAACUGAACGUGUUGCUUUUGCAAACUGAUGAAAUCUAUCUAGAAAAUGUCGCAGUUGUGGUACUA